CGCCUUUACCUGUUAGAACCAGGAAAUCCUAGGCCUUGGCGAAAAGACUUCCCUUGUGUUUACAACUAUCUCGGGUGUGGAAUUAUUGAAAAGUCGGAUUAAAGAGGAUUUUUCAAGCAGCCUACUUUGUAGGCGCAAAUAACUUACCAACUUCGACCUCCACUUGUGAACAGCCCAGUAGAGACCAGUCCAACACCGACCUGUUCCGGUCCAGCUGUUCCUGGGACAGAUUCUACUGGACCAAAGAAGCCCAGCACCUCUACCUCGGUCGUCUCUCUGCACCAAGCUACUCUGCUAUUCUGAGGCAGAACCCAGUCAUGGAGGAGACAGUGUGGGAGCAGUACACUGUGACGCUGCAGCGGGACCCUAAGAUGGGCUUCGGCAUUGCAGUGUCAGGGGGGCGGGACAACCCCAACGACGACAGCGGAGAGAUGUCCAUAGUGGUGUCGGACGUGCUGCAAGGAGGGCCUGCUGAUGGGCUUCUAUUUGAGAGCGACCGUGUGAUCCAGGUGAAUGCCACAUCCAUGGAGGGCGUCUUCCACAGCUUCGCAGUACAGACCCUCAGGAAGUGUGGAAAAGUAGCCAAGAUAACGGUCAAGAGGCCGCGGAAGGUUCCGGUGAACCUGAAGCGUGACCCUUCCCCCGACGACCGCGUGUUCAGCAACGACUACAACGACGACUACGACCAGGACCGCCGCAGCCUCUACAGCAGCCGCAGCGGCCUGCCCGACCGCGACCGGGACCGCGACCACAGCCUGGAGCGGGUCGGAGGCUACACGGACUCGGGCUACCAGACCCGAGAGAGGGACUACGGCCGCGAGGAGCGGGGCCGGAGCACGGAGCGCGACUUCGCCCCUGAGCGAGCUUUUAGACGAGACGGCAGCCAAGGUCGGACCCUGGACCGCGACCACAGCCCCGACCGGCGCUAUCGCAGCGACCGCGCGCUAGACCGCGACCACAGCCCCGACCGGCGCUAUCGCAGCGAGCGCAUGCUGGACCGCGACCACAGCCCCGACCGGCGGUACAAAAGCGACCGCACGUUGGACCGCGACCACAGCCCCGACCCACGCUACCGAGGGCCUCCCAGUCCCGACCACGGCUUUGAGCGCGGCCGCAUCCCCAGCGACCGCGACCACAGGAAGUACGAGCCGCGGCAGGAAGAGCCCAUGAGGAGGGCCGGCAGCAGAGACCGCCUGGAGCGCUCGCCGUCGCCCCCCGCCAUGCCGAUCCCCGUGGCCUGCCCCCCGCGUGACCACGACCCCCUGGAGAAACCCCUGAACGUGUUGCUGCUGAAGAACAGGCCCAACGAAGAGUAUGGCCUUCGACUGGGCAGCCAGCUGUUCAUUAAGGAGAUGACCAGCACAGGGCUGGCCUGCAGGGACGGGAACCUCCAGGAGGGGGAUAUCAUCCUGAAGAUAAACGGCACGGUGACAGAGAACCUGUCCCUGGGGGACGCCGGCAGGCUGAUUGAGAAGUCUCGCGGCCGCCUCCAGCUGGUGGUCCAGCGUGACCGGAGGCAGGUCCUGAUCCGCAUCCCGCCGCUGGCCGACAGCGACUCUGAGCUCGAUGAUCUUUCCGAGAUCGAGUCGUACCGCUCCUACUCGCCGCAGGAUGACCGGCGCGCCGUGCCCUCCGACCUGUCCUCCCACUCCUCCAAUGAGAGGCUCCGAGAGAAGCCCAGGGACGAUCCUCCUAGCCGCCUUGCGAAGAUGGGCGCCAAGGCAACGCCGUUCAGAGUUCCAGACCGACCUGUGGAUGACACGCCUCCCCUGCCUGCUGAGAGGGAGGAGCCUCGGCCGGACACGCCCCCAGCACCUGUCGUAACUGUUGCUCCCAAACUGCGUGCUGCACCCAAGACCCUGCUGAAGCCCAGUCUGGAGGACCAGGAGAUUUACGGGCCCAACACAGUGAUGGUGAUCUUCCAGAAGGGGGACAGUGUGGGUCUGAGGCUGGCUGGGGGGAACGACGUGGGCAUCUUCAUCGCUGGGGUCCAGGAGGACAGCCCCGCUGAGCUGGAGGGACUACGCACCGGGGACCAGAUCAUGAAGGUGAAUAGCAUGGACUUCAGGGGGAUGCUACGAGAGGAUGCUGUGCUCUACCUCCUGGAGGUCCCUAAAGGAGAGGAAGUCACUAUCCUGGCCCAGAGCAAGCCUGAAGUCUACCAGGACAUCCUGGCCUCAGGCCGAGGAGACUCCUUCUUCAUCCGGACACACUUUGAGUACGAGAAGGAAGCCCCCCAGAGCCUGCCCUUCUCCAGGGGGGAGAUCUUCAAGGUGGUGGACACGCUGUACGACGGCAAGCUGGGCAACUGGCUGGCCAUCCGCACGGACAAGGACAACCAGCUGCUGGAGAAGGGCAUCAUCCCCAACAAGAGCAGAGCCGAGCAGAUGUCCAACGUCCAGAACGCCCAGAGGGUAGCAGCCAACGACAACAGGGGAGACUUCUGGAGGCUGCGAGGUCAAAGGGCGGCCAAGAAGAAGGACCUGCGGAAGAGCCGGGAGGACCUGACGGCCACGCCUCUGACCACGCGCUUCCCCGCCUACGAGAGGGUGGUCCUACGAGAGGCUGGCUUCAGAAGACCUGUGGUGCUCUUCGGACCCAUCGCUGACGCCGCCAACGAGAAACUGGCCAAUGACCUUCCUGAGGAGUUUGUCAUAGCCAAGACUGAGCCCAAGGAUGCUGGCAGUGACAAGUCCUCAGGGGUGGUGAGACUGAACACCAUCCGACAGAUCAUCGAACAGGACCUCCACGCCCUCCUGGACGUGACCCCCAAGGCAGUGGACACCCUGAACUACACCCAGUGGUACCCCAUCGUGGUGUUCCUCAACCCAGACAGCAAGCAGGGCGUGAAGGCCAUGAGGAACCGCCUGGUUCCCGGCUCCAACCGCAGCGCCCGCAAGCUGUAUGAGCAGGCGGUCAAGCUGAGGAAGACCUGCGGACACCUCUUCACAUCUACUGUGGAUCUGAACUCUGUGAACGAUGCCUGGUACGGAAGCCUGAAGGACUCAGUCCGAGAGCAGCAGGAGAGAGCUGUGUGGGUCUGUGAGGGCAAGCUGGAUGGCUCAGAGGAAGAACUGGAUCUCCAUGACGACCGGAUGUCCUACCUGUCAACCAUGUCAGCUGACUACCUGAGCAUGGACAGCCGAUUGACCAGCGACUACGAGGACACGGCCGACGAGGGCGGGGCUUACACUGACAACGAGCUGGACGAGCCAAUGGACGAGCCGCAGGUGUCAGCCAUCAGCCGCUCCUCGGAGCCCGUGCUGCCAGAGGAGAAGCCCCACCCUGUCCCCCCGGCACGUAUGAGGAGGUCUGGGAGCAGGGAGGUCCUGAGAGACACCAGCCCUCCCCCCUCCUUUGUCCCUGAGCCCCCCAAGGUGAGGGCCCGUGACUCCGCCCGCGGCUACGACUCCCACUCCAGCAGCACCAUCAGCAGCGAAGCCCCAGGGGGCACCAAGCCGGCUCCUCCCCCCGUGGCCGUCAAGCCCAGCCUCCCCCACCUCCCCCAGGCUCCAGCCAGCCAGGCCGGGGAGGACCCAGCCAACCGCUCCUUUUUGGGGAAGGUGAAGGCCUUCGAGCAGAUGGACCACCUGGCCCGGGCCCAGAGGAUGCUGGAGCUGCAGGAGGCCGAGCAGGCGCGGCUGGAAAUCGCCCAGAAGCACCCAGACAUCUACGCGGUCCCAAUGAAGCUGCCCAAGCCCAACCUGAACCGCCCCCAGCCCAUAGGGUCCAGCUCCAACCCCGAGCCCCAGAACCCGCCCUCCAGGCCCCCGUACUCCGAGGCCCGCGGCCAAUACCACGACGACGAGGAGGCGUACCGCCGCCAGCUGGCCGACCAGACCAGACGGGGUUACUAUGGCAACCCGCAGAAAUACAAAGACACGGAGCUGUAGAGUCUGAGCAGACGCCUGCCUAAGAUCCACCUUCUUUUGCUUCUCCUCCAAUCAGGGACUUGCUGUGUCCGAAAAGUCUUGUAGAUUUGAUUGGACGAGGAUGUGUCCCGUGCUCUGUUAGCUCCGCCUGGUGGCGGGUCAGAGAUAUGACCAGAUUCGAAUGUGUCUUAACCGACGGUACCGAUCUCAACCACGAUCAUCAGCCAUUACUCCUUUUCCCUGGCCUCUCCGAGUCAUCACUAAUGCUUGCUGAUGGAAGUCGCGUACCCUGUAGAGUCUGUAUGUAUGUGUGCCCCACGGUUGUUUUUAUAAACCUGACAUUUUCAGUGUAUUUAUCUUUUACUUUCCAUUCACGUAUCCGAUGCAGUAUAAAACAGCUUAUGCAACUAAAUGUAGCUACAGCUGCUCUCUGUGAUCAGCCAGUGCUUGGCUAGAAGCUGGAGUAUCUGUCCUUAUAUUUCUAAUGUUGCUUCAUCCAUCCAGAUGUAGUAGUUGUAUUCCUCCGUGUUGAGGGGUGGUGCUUGUGGAGCCUCCUGUAUGGGAACCAGCACGUUUUAAAAUGCCUUACACGCUUGGGGAUGUCUGUUCACUGAAAGGACAAGCAAGCAUGAAGCUCUUGGUCCCAAUGUUGUUACCAUCGGGUAUGGUUUGAGAAGAAAAAAAAAGCUUGUUUUAUUUCUUUUGUGUAUUAGUUUCAUAGAGACAGUCACUGUUCUGGCGUCUCCUGUGCGUAUACUAUAUAUAUAUAUAUAUAUAUAUAUAAAUAUAUGCGCGUAUACUCAGAGACGCUCAUCUUUUUAUACCAGAGAAUCACAAUAUACGUCUUCAUGUCUGUUUCUUUAUACUGAAUGUCUGAUUCUUUAUCGAUCGAGUACUCAAAUUUCUGGAAUAAAUACAAAUAAAUAAUUGUUA
Messenger RNA from Hypomesus transpacificus, 4805 nucleotides. It is a transcript of the gene tjp2a, whose product is annotated as tight junction protein 2a (zona occludens 2). Gene Ontology annotation, biological process: cell-cell junction organization; positive regulation of blood-brain barrier permeability; protein localization to cell-cell junction. NCBI's taxonomy places the organism in Eukaryota, Metazoa, Chordata, Actinopteri, Osmeriformes, Osmeridae. The record is from RefSeq and is a predicted model, not a curated record. The coding region runs from base 318 to 3893 and encodes 1191 amino acids. Gene Ontology annotation, molecular function: cell adhesion molecule binding. Gene Ontology annotation, cellular component: plasma membrane; bicellular tight junction. The transcript is spliced from 24 exons.